AAGGUGCUGUUAUAGCAGCUCUGAAAGAAAAGGGUCGGCUGCUUUGAUCAACGUUGAUCACCUUGUCAAGUUUUUGCGCCUGAAAGUCACCAUGGGCCUCUUUACAGACCUGACGCUCGCGAAGAGCAAGACCAAGGAGGAGGUUACACCUGUCGAACCUUUUUCCAACGUCACCAUCGACGCAGAGAAGGAUGCAGGGUCUGCCACUCCGUCCGAGAAAGCCAAAGAGGAAGGUCCCUUCACUGCCAAUGCGCAGGCUGGUGUCAAGAGAGUCGAAGCAGCUACAACCGUCUGGACCAAAUGGCAUCUCAUCGGUGCCUAUGCAAUCAUCUGGUGGAUCUACUUCGUAACUGCUUUGCAGGAAGUCGUCACUCGUGCCCUCAACCCAUACGUGGUUUCGGCUUUCAAACUCCAUUCUCUUACUGCUGCCACUGGUAUCGUGUCUUCUAUCGUUGGCGGCCUCUUCAAGAUUCCGCUUGCGAAGUUGCUCGAUACGUGGGGUCGACCUCAAGGACUUCUCAUAUCCCUCUUAAUGUGGAUUGUAGGGUAUAUUAUGAUGGCUGGCUGCAACAACGUGGAAACCUAUGCAGCUGCAAAGGUCUUCUCGUCUACUGGAUCUCAGGCUGUCUCGUACAUCCUUACCGUCUUUAUCGCCGAUACUAGCAGUCUGAAGAACCGUGCUCUUAUGCUCUCAUUCGCAACCUCGCCCUAUAUCAUCACAACCUGGAUUGGAGGUCCCGUUGCAGAGUCCACCUUGGACGGCCCUGGAUGGCGUUGGGGCUUCGGCAUCUUCGCUAUUGUUAUCCCAGUUGUGGUGAUCCCCCUUGCAGUCCUCGUGCUCUUCAAUGAUCGCAAGGCUAAGAAGAUGGGACUGCUUGACGAGACCAAGGUCAAGUGGACGCCAGCCAACAUCAAGAAGUUCUGCGUUGAUAUUGACCUGGUGGGUAUCCUCAUCCUGACAGCUGGCAUGGCUUUGUUCCUGCUGCCGUUCAGUCUGUGGUCCUACCAGGGCGAGCAGUGGAAGUCGCCUAUGAUCAUCUGUAUGCUCGUCUUUGGCUUCGUCCUUCUGCUCAUCUUUCCGAUCUGGGAGAAGUACUUCGCCCCGGUUACAUUCAUUCCAUACGAGCUACUCCUGGAUCGCACUGUGUUUAUGGCUGGAAUGAUGUUCGUCUUCAACUACUUCAACAGCGCAGUCUGGGGAUCCUACUUCUCCUCCAUGCUGCAGGUUGUCUGGAACUUGAGCGUAACCGAGGCCUCGUACGUGACUCAGGUCUUCCGCGUCGUCCAAUGCGGCUGGUGCUUCUUCGUUCUUGGGCCUCUCAUCCGCUAUACCGGACGGUUCAAGUGGACUCUCACCUACUUUGCGCUGCCUCUCGAUAUCCUCGCAAUCGGUCUCAUGAUUCAUUUCCGUCAGCCCGGUACCAGCAUCGGCUACAUUGUCAUGACACAGAUCUUUACGGCAGUAGCUGGAGGGACCAUAGUCAUCGGUGGAGAACUGGCAAUGAUGGCACCCUCUGAUCAUCAACAUAUUGCAGUCAUCCUUGCUAUUCUCAAUCUCUUCUGCUCCAUCGGUUCUGCAGCCGGUUCGUCUGUCAGUGGUGCCAUCUGGACCGGAACCUUCCGGAAAAACCUCAUCAAGUACGUCCCAGCAGGUGUCAACGUUGACGCCAUCUAUGCUGCUUUGCCUAAACAAUUGUCGUAUGCAUGGGGUUCUCCUGAGCGCAUGGGUAUCGCAAGGGCUUAUGGCGAUUCGCAAAGAUUGAUGCUGAUCACGAGUAUCUGCAUGUUGUCUUUGGCUCUGAUCUGCUCUGUGUUCAUCCGCGAUAUCAACAUUAAGCACAGCAAGCAGGUUAUAGGCCGCGUUGCCUAGACUGCC
This is a messenger RNA of Boeremia exigua, 1876 nucleotides long. Its product is annotated as major facilitator superfamily domain-containing protein. Gene Ontology annotation, biological process: transmembrane transport. The transcript is spliced from 3 exons. The record is from RefSeq and is a predicted model, not a curated record. The coding region runs from base 92 to 1870 and encodes 592 amino acids. Lineage: Eukaryota; Fungi; Ascomycota; Dothideomycetes; Pleosporales; Didymellaceae. Gene Ontology annotation, molecular function: transmembrane transporter activity.